GUGCGUGAGGUGCAGUGGCACUCGGAGUAACAAGCAGAUCGUUGUGCUUUCUAUAAUUGCAGGUUCCUUGGGUGGCAGGGUUUAUAACUGCACAGAGCGUAAACUCUCCACAGGAAAAACUGGUUAUGUAUUCUCGAGAUGUGUUGUCACAGGUGUUCGGACUGGGUUUCGUCUAUCCCAAAGAGUGAAAUGGGCCGGAGAAUUGAAGAAUGAAGGAGCUGAGCAGUUUCGAGUCACACCUUCAUUGAUCCAGAAUCAUACAGAUCUUGCCUUCCUCAAAGAAUGA
Sphenostylis stenocarpa is the source of this 286-nucleotide messenger RNA. Lineage: Eukaryota; Viridiplantae; Streptophyta; Magnoliopsida; Fabales; Fabaceae. The record is from the annotation of a GenBank genome assembly.